This is a messenger RNA of Homarus americanus (American lobster), 2382 nucleotides long. RefSeq names its product extensin-2-like. Gene Ontology annotation, cellular component: RNA polymerase II transcription regulator complex. The transcript is spliced from 4 exons. Gene Ontology annotation, biological process: positive regulation of transcription by RNA polymerase II. NCBI's taxonomy places the organism in Eukaryota, Metazoa, Arthropoda, Malacostraca, Decapoda, Nephropidae. The coding region runs from base 1 to 2382 and encodes 793 amino acids. Gene Ontology annotation, molecular function: transcription coactivator activity. The record is from RefSeq and is a predicted model, not a curated record.
AUGAAGAACGACUACACCGGCAACGACUUCGGGGCUACUGCUACUACUUGCAGUUUCCUGGUUACAGCGUCAACGGCGACGCCGGCUCCUACAUCCCUCCUGCCAAAACCUACCAGCCAGCCCCGACUUACGCAAAAUAGAGUUGGAAUUCCUGGUUAUGGUAUGCUGUGGGCGGGGCCUCAGGGCACUCCGCCACCUUAUAAACGGAGUGGCCACCACAGUUCCUUACUUGUCUCCAGCCAUCACAGCUUCACAAUGGCUUGCAAGGUUCUUGUAGUGGCCGCUCUUGUGGUCGUCACCCUUGCCCGAGCUGAAAGACUCCCUUCAUAUGGUGACACAACUACCACCUACAGUGCACCUGUCCUCGGCUAUCUUCCUCCUGGGCUUGCCCCCACCUACAAUGCCCUUGUAGCUACUCCCACAUAUGAAACCUAUAAACCUGCCCCCAAUUACAAUACCCAUGACCCUGCUCUCACGUACAAUGCCCCUAAACCUGCUACCUUUUACAAUGCCCCUAAGCCUGCUACCACUUACAAUGCUAAGAAACGUACCGCCUACAAUGCCCCUAAACCUGCCCUCACUUACAAUGCCCCUAAACCUGCUACCACUUACAAUGCCCCUCAUCUUGCCCUCACUUAUAAUGCCCCUGAUCCUGACCCCACUUACAAUGCCCCUCAUCUUGCCCUCACUUAUAAUGCCCCUAAACCUGCUACCACUUACAAUGCUCCUACACCUACCACCUACAAUGCCUCUAAUCCUGCCACCACUUACAAUGCUCCUAAUCCUGCCCUCACUUACAAUGCCUCUAAACCUGCCACCACUUACAAUGCCCCUAAACCUGCCACCACUUACAAUGCCCCUAAACCUGCCACCACUUACAAUGCCCCUAAACCUGCUACCACUUACAAUACCCCUGAUCCUGCCCUCACUUACAAUGUCCCUGAUCCUGCCACCACUUACAAUGCUCCUAAACCUACCACCUACAAUGCCCCUACACCUGUUACCACUUACGAUGUCCCUAAACCUGCCACCACUUACAAUGCUCCUAAACCUACCACCUACAAUGCCCCUACACCUGCCACCACCUACAAUGCCCCUACACCUGUUACCACUUACAAUGUCCCUAAACCUGCCACCACUUACAAUGCUCCUAAACCUGCCACCAUUUACAGUGCCCCAUCGCCAGACCCCACCUACAGUGCCCCAUCUCCAGACCCCACCUACAGUGCUCCAUCCCCAGACCCCACCUACAGUGCCCCAUCGACAGACCCCACCUACAGUGCUCCAUCGCCAUCUACCACCUACAAUGCCCCAUCCCCAGACCCCACCUACAGUGCCCCAUCCAUCUACCACCUACAGUCUCCAGACCCCCAGACCCCACCUACAGUGCCCCAUCGCCAGACCCCACCUACAGUGCCCCAUCUCCAGACCCCACCUACAGUGCUCCAUCCCCAGACCCCAUCUACAGUGCCCCAUCGCCAGACCCCACCUACAGGCCCCAUCUCCAUCUACCACCUACAGAGCCCUGUCUUCAGACCCCACCUACAGUGCCCCAUCUACCGACCCCACCUACAGUGCCCCAUCUACCCCCACCCAGCCCCAUCUCCAGACCCCACCUACAGUGCCCCAUCUACAGACCCCACCUACAGUGCCCCAUCUCCAGACCCCACCUACAGUGCUCCAUCCUCAGACCCCACCUACAGUGCCCCAUCGCCAGACCCCACCUACAGUGCCCCAUCUCCAGACCCCACCACAGUGCUCCAUCCCAGACCCCAUCUACAGUGCCCCAUCGCCAGACCCCACAGUGCCCCAUCUCCAUCUACCACCUACAGAGCCCUGUCUUCAGACCCCACUUACAGUGCCCCAUCUACUGACCCCACCUACAGUGCCCCAUCUCCAGACCCCACCUACAGUGCCCCAUCCCCAGACCCCACCCACAGUGCCCCAUCCCCAGACCCCACCUACAGUGCCCCAUCUCCAGACCCACCUACAGAUCCCCAGACCCACCUACAGUGUCCCAUCCCCAGACCCCACCUACAGUGCUCCAGACCCCACCUACAGUGCCCCAUCCCAGACCCCACCUACAGUGCCCCAUCCCCAGACCCCACCUACAGAGCCCUGUCUCCAGACCCCACCUACAGUGCCCCAUCUCCAGACCCCACCUACAGUGCCCCAUCCCAGACCCCACCUACAGUGCCCCAUCCCAGAUGCCCCAUCUCCAGACCCCACCUACAGUGCCCCAUCCCCAGACCCCACCCACAGUGUCCCAUCCCCAGACCCCACCUACAGUGCUCCAUCCCCAGACCCCACCUGGCCCCAUCUCCAGACCCCACCUACAGUGCCCCAUCGCCAGACCCACCUACAGUGCCCCAUCGCCAGUGA